UCCUCAACUCCAGCAAUUAUCCGUGACAUUCAGACAAUGCAGCCAGACGCUGUCUCUCUUAAUGUCAGCAACAUCUCCUCAGACGACAAGAGCACCACCUCUCUUGAUGCUGUCCAAUCCACAGAGGCGUCAGUGAGCAGCCCGCCAGCCUGGGAUCUCCCCACAGUUCCCGAGUCUCUUUUGUCCACAGUUGGUGACCAUGACAUCACACUUCCUGGAAAUGUCACCAGCCCUUUCUCCACCCAUCAAUGGAACGCCACUACGCCCGUGCGUGGUAGAACUUACUCCCAGAACGCGACAACUGGAAAAAAUUCCACAAACACUCUGUUACUCUCAUCCACCUCACGCACCAUUAUGAAAGUGAACACACCGCUGCUGUCUACUGUUGCUUCACUCAGCCCAGAAAGCUUGACCAACGAUAGCGUUCAGGUUAAAACUUUUACACCAACAAAGUCCUUAGUGACCAAUCUGAUUGUGAGGACCCUUGCUGUUACAGCACCAGCAGUGACAACUGAGGUCACUGUAACAGUUUCCUCAAAUAUCACAGAUGCUGUAACUAUGCAGCCAUCAUCAAGCCUCAAACUAACCACAGCAGCUAUCACUCAGCCUCCGACCACCACAACUACGACAACACCCACAACCUCUACGACACUCCCUCCAUCCACCACAAUAAUUACUACUGCAACACCUGUAACUACUACUCGAUACACCACCACCACUGCCCCUACUACUACAACAGCAACAACAGUAUCAAAAGAGGUACCCGCUACAGUGUUUGUCCCAGUUCAAACUGUACCACUUACAUCUACAACUGCAGACCUACCAAGUGGGACCGUUACCGAGGAAAGUCCACUCCCAUGCAACAUCACUGAGAAAUACUGGCUCAAAACAGUUCGGAAGAAUCGACCUGAUCUCGUCCUAAAACAGAAUUUAGCUAAAGGACUAAGUCAUGCCCUGCAGAAAGCCUUAAAUGACUCCACAGCUUAUGCACAGGUGGAGCGUGAUGACUGCAGCCCACGCAAUGUCACCCUGGUUUACUAUGUGGCUGGUGUCAAAACUGUCUACAUUUCCUCCAUUGUGGUUGAGGCCCUGAGUGUUUAUGGCUUUGACAAGCUGAUGUCUGACAUAAGGCAGCACACACCAUUGGUUAAGGAGGUUCUUGUUCCCGUGGCAACUUGGGUGCCUACCCCAAGGAUUCACCUGCAGCUGAAAACAGUGUUGAGGUUUGUUGGCCCCACAGACAACAUUUACUCCUGCAGUUUUGUCCAGAUGCUUGAGCAGAGACUGGAGAAUGCCUUUGACGAGGCUCAGGACAAAGUUCUGGAGACCUACAGCAAGCUCACUGUGGAGAUCCAAAGCGUGGCACAGGAACCGGACUCUCCAUUGGUGUCGCUGGUGUAUGUGGUCAAGAAUCAGGAGACCGAACUGAAUGGAACCAUCUCGAGCAGUCUACUCAAUCAGCUCACCGCUGAGUUGGUGGGCUACUUUCUGUUCUACCCGCCUCUGAUCAUCGCUGAGCCCCUUGAAUACCACAAUCUCAACACAUCCACUGCGACCAGGAGCUACUGGGUUAAAACAGUGAUCCAGGAUGUGGACAGGUCUUCUCUGGAGGCCAACUAUCAGAGCUUUGCCAGCUUAAUGGAGCAGCGGCUGGCCGAGCUCUUCCAUCUGGCUGGUCGGCAGGGAUCUCAAACUUUGCGAUCCAAACGUGCAACAACUGUGGGGAGUUACACUGUGCAGAUGGUGAGCAUGCGACGGCUGCCUGGUCCCAAGAACCCAGCGGAGAUGACGUAUUACGUACAAUGGAAUGGCGCACCCAUCACUGGAACCACUGCUGCCAAAACACUUAGCAGUCUGGACUCCCAAACCAUGGCACUGACUCUGGGUUACUUUGUGCAAGUGCAGGCUGAACCUGUGGUGAAGAUGCCACAGAGCAACUUGUGGAUCAUGGCUAUCCUCACACCUGUGUUCUUGCUAAUGGUGGUCAUCGGCAUGGUGGUCUUCAUUCUGUAUAAGAGGAACAGGGUCAUUUUCAAAGGAGGUGCUUUCAGGACCUUCAAAAGCCGCUCCAAGACCUCAUAUCGGCGGGAAGGCAGUUACCACCACCAGCCUGUUCAGGGAUUUGACUACGCCAAGAAGCACAUGGGUCGAACAGGUGAUGAGUCCAUCUCUUUAAAUAAGGACACUUUAGUUCAAGGACUGCCUGUGCGAGACGCCCCGCAGUCAGUGUCAUUGGAUAAGAAGGUGUACCAGGAUGGGACUGCAAACAAGAGACCGCCAUCUGCUGAUAUACACAAAGGGGGGCGGUUGCCAAGCGAGGAUGGUUCAAUGUCGAGUAACAGCUCUGGGAAGAUGAAUGCCAGCAAGAACUCCUCAGCCCGAAAGACAGUCACUGGCGGCAGCUGCAAGAAUGACAAGGAAGACCUGCACAAAAGGAGCGCCAAUGACCCAUACGAUGAUCAUACAGGCUCUCUACGGCUCAUCACCAUCAAACCCAUGACAGCUCAGCCAACUUACUCCUACCCCUCAUCCUCCUCUCACAGCCAAGACUCUGUGAUCCUGAAUGGCGAGGCUAAUCAUAGUGGCCUGAAGCAGAAGUCAGAGAUUGAACACUACAGGAACAAACUGCGUCAGAAAGCCCGAAGGAAAGGUUACGGCGAGUUCUCCUUUUCUGAGGGUGGCAGCCACGGUUAUGGUCACAGCCGGCAUAGUCGGCAUGACAACGGAGUCAAGGAACCAAUGACUGCAGAGGAAAAGAGAGCCUCUUUUGCUGGAUGUCAUAAGAGGUACUCCCAUCCACGAGAGCCAACCUAUUGGAGCAGGCAAUCCCUGAGCAGUCCCAGCCCAGUGGAGACAGAGAUGGAUCUUCUGGUUCUUCGAGAACGAGCCAGAAGAGGCAUCCGCAACAAUGGUUAUGAUGGUGAACCAGAGCCGUUUGAGGAAACCAAUGUUGACCGUUUGAUGAGUUCUCUUGGCUAUGGAGGUGGAUCUACCGGCACAGGAAACGGUAGCCUUGGGGUGAAAGCUCACCGCGGCUCUGACUCCUCCACACUCAGCUCUCAGCCAUCCAUUGAUGACGUUCGCACACAGAUGCAUAUGUUGCUUGGCAACGCCUUCAGCCUGGCACCCCCGGACCAUGACCCACCUUCCCCUCCUACUAAGCGCCACCAGCACCACCACCACAUCCACAGCGCCUAUAACCCGUCUCACACCAGCCACUACGGUGAUGGAGUGACGAGCGCCCCUGGGACCAUGAACCACCCCUGUGGGAGCAGGCAGAGGAGCCUGGGCUAUGAGGAUUUGCACCAGUGUAGCCUACCAAAACCGGGUUUCCGGUUCACACAGCUCCCCGAUAUGGGCAUUGGGCCCCCCCCACCGCUAGUCACCUCAAGACCAGGACCUCCACCUGGACCUUCACUGAGACGCUCUACACCCGAUGUAAGCCUGAAGCCUCGCGUGUCUGAGGCCUCAGACCUGCAGGAGCAAAAGCACAACGGCGCCCCCUACCUGCCGCUAUCGAAGACCACCUUCCCCGCUGUUUCUGUUGACCAAUCCAUUAGCACCUACUCAGGAAACCCAAUAACAGCAGUGUACUCUAUAUCAGCCAACCACCCAGGUUACUCGGACUACUUCGUCAUGUCGCCUCCGUCCUCGUACCGUAGUCCAUCCUGGAUGUCCUACCCACCCGAGCCAGAAGAUCUUCCACGCCAGUGGAAUGACCCACCGCAGAGCUCACGACACCUCGAAACCAUCUGUUGAAGGUCCCCCCCACUGACCCCCCCAUCCCCAAGUGGAAACAAUCAGUAGCUCCGUGUCUAUUUGGUUGGAAAGAUUCUCUCUCUCUUUGUUCUUCACCAGUGGCCACCCAUCCGCCCCAUGCACCCACCCACCCACCGCAUCCCAUCCCUCUCUUUCCCCAACUCCCUUUAUCAUCUAACCCUUCACAAAAAAACGAUUCCACCCAUCCGCCCCUCAACCUGGUCGCAGAUCUCCGGCCAUAUUUGUCUGCACCCCGAGCCCCUGACCUCACGCCGGCCCAGCGUGGCCUGCUACACUUGUGUGGUGAACAAUGUAUGUACAGCAAAGACCCCGAUGUAUUUGGUGCGUGAAUGGCGUGAGGCAGUGCCUCUCACAGCAGACGCAGCACAAUCCUGCUGCUACGUCAUUGGGCAGGACUGCUAGCCCAAUCCACUAGUGAACUGACCCAAACUCGUCUGGACCAUCUUGGGCUCAGUCCUGAAAUCCAUCAUAAACCCAGGAAAACUGGGGUGAAAUGAAAACUGUUUCUUUCUUUCUUUGUUUCUUUUUACAAGGAGUCUAAAUGUCUUUGUGAACCUUCUCCCACUGGUUAUUGUGUAUUUUAAAAUGAAGUGAGAGAACGCAAAAGAAAAAUGGAAGAAAAAAACAAUUGUCUUGAUCUGUCUCAAUCUUUGGUUUUAAAUAUGUGCUUUUGUCUUUACAUUUGUGCAUUGGUUAUUGUAAAAAUGUGAGUUUUCAUCCACUUACUGUAUUUCGAGGCAAAAAAAAAAAAUUUAAAACUGAACAACGGCAGCUUUGUGGUCCGCGUUUCUGUACUGGAAGAUGUUUUUCCUUUCUCCGCCUGAACGACGAUAACAUGAAUUCUGAUCACAAUGCGCUUGCUCUCUGUCUGUCAUUUGCUUUGGAAGUUUUGUCUGUUAACAAGCAGCCAAGCCGGGACGCAAACUCAAAUCUGACUCCUACAACGACUGAUGUACUACAAAAGGAUUGCCAUGUGAGUCAGCUUUGAAGUGAAGACCUGCAACCAUGGAAUCAAAACAAGUAUUUUUAGGAGGGGAGAAAAAAAGAUUUACUUGAAAGAUGUCUACUGUGUAAGGAUGUUUUUUGCUUAUUUUGGUCUGAAAAGGGGGGACCAACGGUUGGCUGGAUAUUUGUCACUGCACUAAGUUGUACUGCUGUUCAAGUUACCUUCUGGUACUGGACAAGCUGUCUGUGUAUCAUUUCAAUGUACUCGUGUAUAUAGCAGAUGAUUUAUUGAAGAGAUUUAUGCAAGUCUUAUUGGAGAGGUUUUUCUUAGCAUUCUUGGAAUUCUUUUUUCCCGUCCAGUGCAUUUAUCAUGAUGGACUUAUUAAAAGAAACUCCAUGACUUUGGGAAGGAUGUACACAUUUCAACAUCUCAUUCUAUUGUUUACUCGAGUGUUGAUCAAAAGAUCAUAUAUAUCACAUUAUAUUUAAAAAAAUGAUGGUACACAAGGUGUUAAGAUCUGACUAGCAUACAGGAGAAUAGGGUUGUAAUUUUUCUCCUCACUGCAUUCCUCAUGUUCAGACAAAGCCGCUAUAGCCAUACAAGUCAAUAUAUUGCAAUCAUUUGUACAAGAAUGUCACAGUCUAAAUAUUGAUUCUUGCUUUUCUCGGAGGAGAACUGGAGUCCGGACGACUCUGUAAUUCAAAGAGUUCUGAAUCAGCCAGAUUGUCACCAAAGGAGAUAAUAGCCAUAGUUUCUUUGCCAAGUUGAAAUAAAGCAGCCAAUAUGUACGAUUUUUUUGUCAUCAAAUACCAAAAGACCGUCAAAAAAAAGAGUAUUUGACAAGGCAAGGGAUCGGCAUGUCCACGAGAUACCGCUGGUAUAGAACAGAUAAACCUAUUAAAUAGUUAAACAUGAAAUUAGCACUUUUGGAAAAGCCUGAAAGAAUCGAUGCAAAAAUGCUGUUGUAUAGCAUUCAGUACCUAUGUACAGUUGUCCCAUGUAUGAAAUCUACAACCACUAUAGCAUUAGUCAUUUUUAAUCAUGAAACAUAACAAUACAUCAGAUUUCUGUUUUUACAAUACAAAUAUUUGUGACACACAAACAUCUGAUAUACACUUAAUUACGUUAUAUUUGAAAUCAGACAACGUUGACAAAGUUAGUGUAAUAUUCUUGGCCUAUGCAUACAGUUUAAGAUGGUGGUAAAUUAGUUUCAUACUUAGAGCAUUUUAAUUGAAACUACUUUUGUUCUUUUUUUUUGUUUAAACCAUUGUAACUUCAUAUGUACCCUUGAAAUUGAGCAAAGACAACUUGAGGAAUAUCUGAAAUCAAUCACCUUGUGAAAAACAAACUUGUCUUCGACUCCAGGUUGAAACGAUACCGUUGCCAUUCCUGCGUUCUUCUUCUUCUUGAAUUUGAUUGAAUUCAAAUACAACAGGGAGUGUUCUUUACGCAGUCAUUGAAGGAGAAAAACUGGUGCUAUGUUGUGUUGAGUUGAUGUGCAAUGUUUGUGCUUUACAUAGGUUGUGGCAAAAUGAAUUCAUUUCAAAUGGACUCUGGGAUGAACAGAUUGUCAGUCUGGUUUUUUUUCUCCCCCUUUUUCUGUCAUGUCUUCUUGCUGUGACGUCACGGCCUUACUCUGGUGUUGAUGUCAGAGUGACAUAGAAUGCUGUUGGAUGUAGUUAUGCAGAAAAGUUGUGGUGGAUUCAAACA
Messenger RNA from Syngnathoides biaculeatus (alligator pipefish), 6436 nucleotides. RefSeq names its product KIAA1549-like a. The coding region runs from base 37 to 3759 and encodes 1240 amino acids. Lineage: Eukaryota; Metazoa; Chordata; Actinopteri; Syngnathiformes; Syngnathidae. The record is from RefSeq and is a predicted model, not a curated record. The transcript is spliced from 23 exons.